AUGGAUGACGUUCCCGCCUCGCUGCGCGCGGGUUCUCCUGCGACGGAAGGAUACAACCCGUUCUCGGACCGCAAUUCUAUUCACCGCGAGACACCUUCUCCCCACCUAGUCUCGCCAACUAGCGAGUACCCUCAGCGUCCUUCUUUGGUAUCGACGCGCCGCGAUUCUCGUCAGCGAUACUCCUAUGCCUCAUCCAUAUCCUCGCCCGACAAGGCUUCCUUCGCCGUGUCUGACGUGCCAUCACCGCCCGCAUUCCCGGCGUCCACCGCCUAUGAUUCCGCGCCAGCUUCUUUCACCCAGAGCAGCCCUGUGCCGUCACGUCAGCCCAGCUUGUUCAGUAAGCUUGGUUCGCUGAAGGCUUUCAGAGGAUCGCGGCGAUCGAGGUACGGCAGAUUGGAAGACGACGAUGAAGGUGGGAGCAUAGAUCUGGGCAAAGCCAGGCUAAUGGACGUUGAAGAGGAACGCGAUGACGAUGGCAUCGCUUUCGACAUCAGUGCGUUCGAAGGCCCGAUUCCGCUUCGAAAAGUAUCGGUGGGGGAAGUGUCUGGGAAGUCGGACCAAGAGAUGAGAGGCGCUUACACAGGUUUGGGCGGCGCGAGUCAGAAGCAAAAUAUCGACCGCAAGCCUACCAAGCUGGGGAGCGGCAUGCAUGGAGUUCUAGACGCUUCUGAGCCGGUCCGCCAAGCAACGAUUAAGAGAGGGAAGACAUCCGCAAAGGAACAACGCAAAGAAGCACAAAGGGCGGCGGAGAAGUUCGGCGAGAUCCUGGCCGUGGAAACACCUGCCGUUGACCUCAGCAGUUAUGACGGAGCCGACUACGAGCGUCGCAGCAUCAUCGAGAGAGUUGCCACUGCACCAAAGGGCCGGUCAGAGACGAGCUACUACUUCCCUCCGGAUCCCGACAUGCCUUCCUGGAGGCCAAUGUCGAUGCGCUGGUGGUGGAUCACAAUGCUCAUUGUUAUUGCAAUGGGUCUUGGAGUCGUGCAGGAACUACUCUGCCAAGUUUCAAUUCGAAAAGGGCAAACAGACGGACUUCUCAAAUUCCAUAGUCCGCAGGAGAUUUCACUGACAGCCUACUUUACCUGGAAAUACGCACCGACAAUCAUCCUCCUGUCCUACGGUAUCCUUUGGCAGAUCUCUGACUUUGAAGUCAAACGGCUUGAACCCUAUUAUCAGCUCUCUCGUCCUGGAGGCGCUAGUGCAUCCGCCAGCUUGAACAUGGACUACCUGACUUUCCUGUCUUACCUGAUUCCUUUGAGGGCAGCACGGCACCGACAAUGGGCGGUCUUGUUUUCGUCUCUGGCAACCCUCAUUUCCGGCAGCCUUGUUCCGGUCCUGCAGUCUGCAUCCGUGAAGAUGUAUCCGGAAAAGGACGACAGGAGCGAAGUCGACGAGAAAUUCAUCCGGAUCGUGCCCGUCUGGUCAAGGAUAAUGUCGGCGUCUUUGUUCGCUGUGGCGUUUUGCGGCAUGCUUCUUAUGUUCAAGCUCCAGAGAAAGAGUGGUCUGCUCAGUGACCCCAAGGGCAUCGCUGGCAUCGCGGCCAUGGCAACACAAAGCCAUAUUUUGCAAGACUUCCAGGGACUAGACAUCGUGCCAACGCACGUCAUCCACAAGCAACUUGCGCACCGCCGCUACCUUCUCCAUAAGAGUUCGCUCUGGCAAGGAGAAUACAUUCGCAACACGCGGACCGAAGAAGUGACGGAGAAGUUCGAAAACCCACAUCCGCUCAUGCUGACGCUCAAAGGUGGCAUCCCUUACAUCUGCGGCAUCAUUGUCGUCAUGGUCCUUCUGCCAGUCUUCUUGUUUCAGCCAGAGGCCAACAUCGUCACCGAGAAGAUUCCCUUUUUGCUCACCGCCAUCGGCACCAUCAUCAAGCUUCUCUGGGGCACUCUCGAAAUGGAUGUCCGCAUCGUCGAACCUUUCUAUAUCCUCUCACGCCGCAACGCGCCACCACGCACUCUCACUCUCGACUACACUGGCACCAUGCCUGGCUACCUCCCCGUCCAAGCCUUCUUCAAUCGCCACUACCUCGUCUCCGCCGUCGGUAUUGGCGCAGUCAUGACUGAGGUUUUGACCGUGUGCAUGUCGUCAUUUUCGGUCGAUGGCAAGAAGUUCAUCUCGGGCGAAGGGCACGACAAUAUCCCGCAUGAUGAGGACAACGACAGUCGCUACAACACAGAUGAAACGUUCAAGUCCUUCUGGGUGUCAUUUGCUUUGGCCCUCGGUAUCCUCGUUUACCUAUGCGUCGUUGCGAGCAUUGUGUAUGCGAAGCGGAGACAUUACUUUCUUCCCCGCCAGCCCGGUAGCAUUGCGUCUGUGCUUGCGUUUAUUCAUCAGAGCAACAUGCUGGUGAAGUUUGUGGAUACACAGAGGCUUGAUAGCAAGGCCAUGACGCGGUAUUUGGAGGAGAAGAAGGGAACGUAUGCGCUGGGGUGGUUCAGAGGCAGGGAUGGUGAGGAUCAUUGCGGCAUUGACGAAGAGCCAAUCGCAGCCGAGUAUAAACAUGGUGUGGAUUGGCGGAAGGGCAGGGUGACGGGCGUGUCGUCUUGGGAAGUUUAUUGA
Messenger RNA from Diplodia corticola, 2562 nucleotides. RefSeq lists its product as uncharacterized. Lineage: Eukaryota; Fungi; Ascomycota; Dothideomycetes; Botryosphaeriales; Botryosphaeriaceae. The transcript has a single exon. The record is from RefSeq and is a predicted model, not a curated record. The coding region runs from base 1 to 2562 and encodes 853 amino acids.